AUGCCUGUCACCUUCAAGGUCGCUGCCCACGACGCCAAGGAAGUUUCCUGGUGCAAGGAAUCUCAGAACCGAGUACACACCGCAGAAGGCGUCCUCAGUCAAAUCUGGCGCGCCGAUGGCCUUUCGUGUAAAGAGCUCUUGCAGUCGUCUCUCCGGGAUCCUGGAUCAGACUUUAGUCCAAGUGGGAAUGGAUUCGUGGACACGGUCACCGAGGCGUAUAACCACCAUCAUCACCUAGUGAUCCGUCCCGAUGAUAUUUGGCAGGCAAUCUUGACGCAGCUUAGCUUCUAUAUCAACGCCCAUGCAGAGGAGCUUCGUUCCAAAUUUGUAGCACAUGAAGGAAAGAAGGAACUCGAGGUUACAGCCAAUGGGAGCCGGUAUACUGUCGACUAUGGAGAUAUGGCUAAGCAAAUGAGCGAGCUCCUCAAGAAGAACGUUGUAGAUGAAACACUCUACGACUGGGUCAUGCCCAACUAUACUACGACAACAGACACCGAUCGCGUGAUUUGCUCAGUGGCAAUGAUGGCUACGCUCAGAGAAUACUUUUCCUACAAGUUUGGCAUCCUCUGCGGCAUCCCCUCCAUCACUCUCCUUGGCGAGAAGGAAGACUACUUGGCCAUUCUCCUUCGCUUGGAUAAGCUCGACGAAUUCGGGGCAGAGCCAACCACAUUCGCCCACUUUCUCCGACCUGUGCUCGAAGAGUUUGCGACGGCGUUCGACUACGUCGAAGAGGAACAUCAACUACCCAACCCUUCCUUUUGGAGUCGGAUCUGCCAUUGGAAGAGUGGUGGUUCGGGACCAACAUAUUUAGGUGGAUGGAUCGCAGCGUUCUGUGUCUGGGAUGCAAAGGGAAAGUGGCAGGGUGGAGAUUUACAAUCAAUCAAGGAAAAACUGACGACGGAUGAAAAGCAGCGCAUGGAAGGUAGUAUGUUUGGACCGCCUCCUCCGCUUGUUCUGGAGGGAAUGAGGUAUCCAGUCAUUGAUACUCAAGAUAUUCCAUCGGGAAUAUGCCAAGUUGAUAUCUUGCUCGACGACAAUGGAGACAACCUCGCCUGUAUGAUGGUCGCUGGCCACGUUGGGCGCAUUGCCAGUAAGCAAAACGACACAUUCAAUACACUCCAGCCGAAGUCGGAUUGGUUCAUGUUUCGUCUAUCAGUUGGUUCCAGCCACACAAAAGUGACCAUGCCCAUCACCCUCAAAAUUGCUAAGCAUGACGCCGAGGAGGUAUCUUGGUGCAAGGAAGGAAACAUGAGAGCCUUUACAGCAGACCAAAUACUCGCCGGAGUUGGCGCCACCUCUGGCAUCGCCCCGGGAAGGUCCCCUCCCCCAGGGUACUCACCAACGACCAACGGUUUCGUAGACGCGGUCACUCGGUCAUACAAUUCGCACCAUAAGCUGAUCAUAAGACCGGACGAUCUCUGGACGAGUAUACUCUGCCAGGUCAACUUCUACAUAAAUGCACAUGCCGAAGAGCUUCGCUCCAAGUUUGUCGCACACGAGGACAAGCGAGGGCUAGAGGUCGAAGCAAAUGGUGGAAAAAUUGACUUCGGUGAAAUGGCCAAUCAAAUGUCUAAGCUCCUGAAAGAGAACAUCUUAGACGGGUCUCUUCAUGAGUGGAUCCUUCCAAAUUUUACUACGACAACGCCAAACGAUAUGGUCGUUUGUUCUGUCAUGAUGAUGAGUACUCUGCAAGCAUACUUUUCCUAUCAGUUCACGAUUCGGUGUGGUAUACCUUCCAUUACACUACUAGGGGAUCAGGGUGACUAUCGCAAGAUACUGCACCGCCUCGACCGACUCGAAGAGUUUGGAAAGGAGACCGCCGCAUUUGCAAGCCUUUUGCGUCCUAUUCUAAACGAAUUCAUCGCAGCUUUCGACCAACCGGACUCUCCGAAUCUCGCAUUUUGGAGCAGGAUAUGCCAUUGGAAAAGUGGAGGCUCAGGGCCCUCGUAUCUUGGGGGUUGGAUUACAGCAUUCUGUGUUUGGAACUCGUCGGGGAAAUGGCAGGGUGGUGAUCUUGCGCGCAUUCAAGAGCCCCUUUCGGCUGAACAAGCUCAAGAGAGACACUUUGGGCCGCCGCCACCGCUUGUCCUCGCCGGAAUGCGGUACCCCGUUGUGGAUACGCAAGAUAUCCCGAAUGGGUUUUGCCAGGUCCCAGUGCUUGUGGACUGGGCUGGAACCCUUUACAACUGUUCAAUGGUUGCUGGCCACGUUGGAAAUAUUGCUUUGAAGCAGGAUGACCGUUUCGACACCAUUCAACCGGCUUCAGACUGGUUUAUAUUCAUCAAGGGAGAGCCAAACGCAGAUCCGAAUGUUUGA
Messenger RNA from Serendipita indica DSM 11827, 2316 nucleotides. The record is from the annotation of a GenBank genome assembly. NCBI's taxonomy places the organism in Eukaryota, Fungi, Basidiomycota, Agaricomycetes, Sebacinales, Serendipitaceae.